AUGGCCCCCUCCAACUCUAAUCUCUCGCUCCCGCUUCAUCCUCCCGCCUCUACCACGUCCAAUGACGAGGAAGACUACGACGUUUAUCUGUUCUACCCGUCUCGCAACCAGAUCUACCAGCGUGCACGUCAAUCGUCUUGGGAGCCAUCGUGGGACGAUGGCCUAUGGUCUUCUUCUGACGUCUCCGAUCCUUCGUCUCCCACUUAUUCGUAUGACUCGGACUUCGUCUACCCCAACCCUGCGGACGAUCAUGGCAUCUCAGUCUUUGGCUACAGCUCCCUCUUCAGGAGGGGACUUUGGGCUCAGUCCCGACGUAUCUCCCGACGUUUCGACGAUUUCGUUGCAAAAAUCAUCAACGCGUGGCGUUGCCUGAAGAUGUGUUUCGGUCGCCGCGCGCACUCGACUUCACCGGUAUAGAAUGCACCUCCGACCAUCUUGGGUGGGACGGCUACGGCCACCAAAAACGCGCGCGCGUAAGCGCUGAGUCGCGUUGUACAAGAGAUAUGCUGGAUCGCUUACAUCUCUGUUUGCUCCUGUAUCAUACUAAACGUCAUUCGAAUUCACUAUGAAC
This is a messenger RNA of Dichomitus squalens LYAD-421 SS1, 571 nucleotides long. RefSeq lists its product as uncharacterized. Bases 1 to 417 code for a protein of 138 amino acids. The record is from RefSeq and is a predicted model, not a curated record. The transcript has 5 exons. Lineage: Eukaryota; Fungi; Basidiomycota; Agaricomycetes; Polyporales; Polyporaceae.